UUUCAUAAACCAACUCAUGAGCCACUGUAACAAGCAUAGUCUACUGGUUCCAAGCCACGGUUUUAGGUCAACAAGAAAGAAAUUCACUUGGUCUCAGUCUCUUAGAUAAUUUUUUUCCUGUUAAGGCAAAUCGAGUAAUUUACAACGGGAAACAUGAAAGUUCCACCAAACCAGUCUGAGGAACAGAUUGUCAAUAACUCUGUUGAUGGCAAUAAUGCAGAUUCUGAUGAUGGAUUGAAUGAUGGCCCACAUUCACCAAGUCGGGAAGGAGAUUUUUCAGAGUACAUGUGGAUGGAAAAUGAAGAAGAAUUUGAAGAACAAAUAAUGCUGCAGUUGGAAGAAGAAGCACUUGUACAACAGUGUAUUGAUGAUGUGUGUGCAGAAAUGGAUCUUUACAUUGCCUCAUUAAAUGAUGAAACAGCUAAUGGAAAUGCUACACACAAUGGUUCAGCAGCUGAUGCUCUUACUCAGGAGCUGCAGAACCUUACUGUUGAUGAUAAUGCUGCACAGUCGAGCAAAUUAAAUCCUGAUGCUGCAGAGUUUGUCCCACGAUUUGGGUCUUCAUCAUCGUCAGUCACAAAAAAGGAAGAUGAACUAUAAUUAAGUAAUUGACUGAUGAUACUUGCUAUUGAAACUUGUUUAUCAUUUUUAGCAACUGUGCAUAAUCGAGUGGAAUCUCAACAGUGUACUUUGAUGCAAGGUGUAUGGCUUAAUUAUUAUAAUUUUUUUUUUUUGUAUGAGGUGACCAGCUUAUGUUGUUAGUGAUGUGAAUAUCAUAGCUUUUUUGAAUUUGGUGCCUUGAUUUUGUUUUUCAUCUUAUCUGCUUUUCUCCACUAUUUCCAGGGUUGGUGUUGAUGUUAUGAUUAUGUUGGGUAUUUUUUCUCCUUUUGUAUUUCCAUGUAUCCUUUAUUUCUAGAUUGUUGUGUACCUUAACUCUUGUACUAGAGCAAACAUCUCGACUCACUCUUAAAAGGAACUCUAAUCUUUGACAUUCAUAAUUUCCUAUCAUGUCGAAUUGUACUUUAUCUGUAUGUAAAUAAAUUGUAAAUUUAAAAACAA
Molecule: messenger RNA, 1059 nt
Organism: Daphnia pulicaria
Lineage: Eukaryota; Metazoa; Arthropoda; Branchiopoda; Diplostraca; Daphniidae
Gene: Paip2
Product: polyadenylate-binding protein-interacting protein 2-like
Exons: 3
Coding region: 154-600 (148 amino acids)
Biological process (GO): negative regulation of translational initiation
Cellular component (GO): cytoplasm
Molecular function (GO): mRNA regulatory element binding translation repressor activity
Source: RefSeq, a predicted model, not a curated record